Engraulis encrasicolus (European anchovy) is the source of this 821-nucleotide messenger RNA. RefSeq lists its product as uncharacterized. The transcript has 2 exons. The record is from RefSeq and is a predicted model, not a curated record. The coding region runs from base 84 to 740 and encodes 218 amino acids. Lineage: Eukaryota; Metazoa; Chordata; Actinopteri; Clupeiformes; Engraulidae.
AAGUUUAUGUUGCUGAUCUUGAGGGGAGACUCUGCAGACCCUUUCCUCAGCAUCAGGGCCUGAACUCCAACUCAUUUACUGCCAUGCCAUGUGAUGAGUACCAGACCAUGAGCAAGAAAGAUGUUGCUGUUGCUGCUGCCACAAACGGGACCAGCAGACCCACUAGGCCCGCGAGAAAUUCAAGACCCCCUCCUCCUAGGCAACAGAGGCUGAGCUCCAGCUCUUUUUCCGACGCGUCAUACCAUGAUUACCAAACAGUGGUGAAACCACUCCGUCACCAGGACAGACAUGGCAAUCCCAAUCCUAAUCUCAAUCCCAAACUCAACGCCAGCAAUCCAGUCUGUCAAACGGAAAACUCCAGAUCUUUUUCCGACGCAUCAUGCCAUGACUACCAAACUGUGGUGAAACCACACCGUCACCAGGAGAGACAAAGCAAUCCCAAUCCCAAACCUAAUCCCAAAUCAAAUCCCUGCGACUCAUUCAGUCAAACGGACUGCCCAGACAAUGAUAAUCCAGACUAUCAGAACCUGGCAGCCAAUGGCAUCCCAGAUUACGAGUUCAUGUCAGGCAAUGUGGCCGCAGACUACCAGAAUGUAACUGACCGUGACGUGUCAGAGUACCACAUCAGAGCCACACAUCUGGGAGCCCACCACUCAACUGAUGUGUACCAGCAACUAAACCCUGAUACGAACCACGGCAACACUGUUUACAUGCGGCUGGACCACUGUGCAUCUAAAUAGAGUGCUGAUAGAAAACAAACAACAUGUAUGCAGAAUAUAUCAAUUUGUCAAACACAAUGUGUAAUAUAUAUGAUAUGUAAA